Messenger RNA from Polistes canadensis, 2583 nucleotides. RefSeq names its product ethanolamine-phosphate cytidylyltransferase (gene Pect). Gene Ontology annotation, molecular function: ethanolamine-phosphate cytidylyltransferase activity. The transcript has 6 exons. Bases 535 to 1551 code for a protein of 338 amino acids. Gene Ontology annotation, cellular component: cytoplasm. The record is from RefSeq and is a predicted model, not a curated record. Gene Ontology annotation, biological process: phosphatidylethanolamine biosynthetic process. Lineage: Eukaryota; Metazoa; Arthropoda; Insecta; Hymenoptera; Vespidae.
AUUAAUUAAUUCAUUUCGCGGUUUCACAUCGAAUAACAAGACGAUCAAUAUCUUUUGACGAUUAGUAUUGCAACUCAUGCUUGUGUAAUGCCUGUUUAAGCAUUCAGAAUUGCAAAUCAAUCGGAAUGUUAAUAUUCUCUUAGAUAAAGUUGCUGGCUCUAAUAAAAUGUCUUUGAUAAAAAAUAAUCAUUAUAAUAUCGGUAUUAUAAUAUGUCUUACUCACGCGAGUAACUUUAAGUUCUAACUCGAUGGCGUCAUUUUAGGUGACUGUGAACGAGCGAAGGGUAAAAUAGUGGGGAGGAACGAGUGGUGCUCGAUUAAUAAAAAGAUGUGCAACGCCGGUGUCGCGCGCAGUACGCUUCAAAGAGUUCUUCUACAUGUUUCGUACAAUCUUUAUCAUUACUCACGUAAAACAUAUUAAAUAAAGUGAUUAGAAAAAAAAAACAACCAAAAAAAAAAAAAAGAAAAAAACGAAAAGAAAAAACAUUUCUAGGCUGUUUCACACGUGUGUCGUAUUUUUUUCUUUCGAUUAACAUGACAGAAUCUCGAAAAGAAGUUCGAGUUUGGUGCGAUGGGUGUUAUGAUAUGGUACAUUUUGGACACGCUAAUUCAUUGAGGCAGGCUAAAGCAUUAGGAAAUUAUUUAGUGGUUGGUGUUCAUACAGAUGCAGAAAUUACUAAGCAUAAAGGUCCUCCAGUUUUUACGCAACAAGAAAGAUACAAAAUGGUUCGCGGUAUAAAAUGGGUAGAUGAAGUUGUUGAAGGUGCUCCUUAUGUUACUACAUUAGAAACGUUAGAUAAAUACAAUUGUGAUUUUUGUGUACAUGGCGAUGACAUAACAAUGACUGCAGAUGGAAUAGAUACUUAUCAUUUAGUUAAAGCAGCUGGUCGUUAUAGGGAAGUUCAAAGAACGGCAGGAGUUUCAACUACUGAUCUUGUAGGGCGUAUGCUCUUAAUGACACGUCAACAUUUUAAGCAAGGAGAUAGCGAAUAUACGGUUGACAGAGAACCUAGCAAAAGUAUGGGCCAAGAUCGUACAGCGCAAAGCCCAUGGACUGGUUGUUCUCAGUUUCUUCCCACUACUCAAAAAAUUAUACAAUUUAGCGAUGGCAAAAGUCCCCAGCCUGAUGAUAAAAUUGUUUAUGUUGCUGGAGCAUUUGAUUUAUUUCAUGUUGGACAUUUAGACUUCUUAGAAGUUGCAAAGAAAGAAGGUGACUAUCUAAUUGUUGGUCUCCAUACAGAUCCAGCUGUUAACCGUUACAAAUGUGGUAAUCAUCCAAUUAUGAAUCUACAUGAACGUGUUCUCAGUGUACUAGCAUGUAAGACAUCAAUAAUGCCAUGUGAAGAUGGCUCGGAUCCUUACGAAGAACCGAAAAGACAAAAUAAAUUUAAGUUAUUGGAUAGUGGCAAUGAUAUGACCACCGAAAAAAUUGUUGAAAGAAUAAUUCUACAUAGGUUGGAAUUUGAAGACAGAAACUUAAAGAAGGAAAAGAAGGAGCUUGCAGCUUAUGAAGCUUUUAUGAAGUCUCAAAAAAAUGGAAGGACUGCAUAAUAAAUUUUUGCAUAAUUACUAUACGUGAUAACCAAUUUUAUAGAAUUAAUUUGUAAAUACAUACAGUCUUGGAUUAUAUUAAUUUAUUCAAUCUAUUAGUUCAUUCAGUAUGAAACCUCCGAUUAUUCCUACUACUUCCAGUUAAAAAUCAGACAUUUCAUACUUAAUGACCUAAUAGAGAAGAUAUAGAACAUAGAAGUGUAAUUUCAUGAUUUUUAAAGACUGGACAAAAAACUAAAAUUACAUUUUCUUUUAAACAAAACGAAAAUUCGUAAAAAUCGAGUGAUGAUAUGUUAUUAAUUUUCCGUUUAUUUAAAGAGUAUCUAUUUAUCAUAUGAUUUAUAUAUAUAUAUAUAAAAGUACACAGAACAUUUAAUGUCAUGUACAGUUGCCAUGUGUAAGCAGUGUCUUACAAUUAAGUGAAAUACUUUAUCAAUUAUAUUAUUUAUAAUUUUACUGUUAAUUGCACAAUAAUUUUAGUAUAAAUACGUAGUAAGAUACAUGCAAAUUUAUUUGUGACCACUAAAAUACUAGUUUAUAUUUUGUUAGUGCAAAACGAGUAUGCAGUUAAGAGAAUGUCCUACAUUUUUUUUCUAUUCAAUACACGUUGAAAUAAGAAUUUAAAUUGAUAUUUAUAAAAGAAACUAUAUAUAAUGUAUAUAAAUUCGUUUGAUUUACAAUCCGCGUAAAACAACUAUUCAUUUUAGUUGUGGAUGUGUUUUUUACUUUUAUUUUCUUGCAAUCUAAUUAAACUAGAAGGUUAUCAAGUUAAGCUUUAUGGGCCUAUACAAAGAUAGAACAAUGAUAUUAAGCCAAAGGAUGUAAAAUAAGUGUGUGACAAUUGUUAAUAUUACAAAUCAUAAUGAUGCAAAUUUAUAGGAUCGCUAAAUGUGUCUCUAUACAUCGAUAAAGCAAAGAGAGAAAAAUAGUAUCUUUAGGGCGAGUGCAAUACGCUUAUAAUUUCUCUAUUUCAUAUAUAUAUAAUAAUAUGAGCACAUUUUCAAUUUAAUUUUUUACACUAUUUUAUUUAAU